AUUUUGACAGUUCCCCCUAUGUUUUGAGCCAGUGUGGUUUCACAAAGUAAACAAAAAUGGCUUUAGAUUUUUCUGCAACGUAUAAACUAUUAGUUUUAGGCGAUUCUAAUGUAGGAAAAACGUGCAUAGUGCAUAGGUAUUGUGAUGAAAGAUAUUACGAUAUUUACAUAUCAACUAUAGGUAUAGACUUUAAACAGAAGAUCAUAAACUUGGAUGGGGUGCCCAUAAAACUCCAAAUAUGGGAUACUGCAGGUCAAGAGCGUUUUCGUACCCUUACUACCGCAUACUAUAGAGGAGCUAUGGGCAUUAUACUUAUGUAUGAUAUAACUAAUUUGGAGUCCUUCAAUCACCUCUCUUAUUGGUUGAGAAACAUUCAAGAAUAUGCAUCCCCGGACGUAAUCAAAGUAUUGGUGGGCAACAAAUGCGAUGUGCAUGAGAACCAACGGGCAGUGCCAUGGGAACGAGGCCAGAAGAUAGCAGACGAUUUCGAUAUGCCAUUUUUCGAGGUUUCGUGUAAAAAUAAUAUUAACAUAGAAGAUGCUUUCUUGACGUUGGCCAGAAAAAUAAGAAAUUAUCGAGAAACUAAGGCCGAUGCUUUUGAACUGAGGGAAAGAGAUAACGUUAUAAAGCCAUCGGAUUCCGAAACAGAUGUGUCAAAAUGUAGCUGUUAGCCUAAGUUCAUAUAUACAGACAUAUUCAACUUAUGUAGAAGUGAAUGUAGAAACUGUGUAGUUUUCUGUACAGCAGGCUUCAGAAGCUUAAAAUUUUAAUGCUCAAGUGAAUCUUAUACUUUAUUCGAUAUGAACAACGAAACAUUAUAGUAACACUCAAUUUGUCUGCAUUGCGAUCACGGCAACAUACAGAAUUAUAUUGGUAAAUAUGAUAUGAUAAUAAUUGUGCCUAGUUCUCUUGAAAUGUUUGUAGUAAGCUAAUUGGAGCGACUGUACAAUUUCACAGUGCUUCGGUUCCAUAUGUGGGUUCAAUAUUCGGUGCAGGCAUCGACUAUCUCUUCAUUUAGCUGAAGAAGAUAGAAUAAUAGCAUAGUCGAACUAUUUUGAAUCUAAACGAAACUCGCACCACACUUUAAGUGCAUACUUGUAUUAACCUAUUUUCAAAACAAGGAAGUUUUAUGAGAAAGAUUACAGUCUGUCAAGAAACUGAAGAAAAUAAAUGAUGGCGCUGACUCCUGUUGGCUGGCAACACUGGGUGUUUAUUAACCAAUCGUGACCAUUCUAGUUGGUAUUGCUAUGGCAAAAAAAUGUAGUAUGUGUAGUAAAAUCAGUUUUCACUUUUUUGACAGACCUAAGUAUAUCCCAAAAGUGAAUUUAGUAUUUAUUAAGACUGGUUUGUAACAUUAGUGUUUUACUGCAACUCAGGGCAUUUACUUGCUACCGAUCAUAUAAUAUGUAUUAUUAAUUACUAAUUUUACAAUAAAUAUCCAGUGUAGCAAAAAAUACUGUUACUGACCAGUCCUAUUGUAGAGUGAUCUGUGUUUGAUAAGCUUAUUUUUUUCACUCAAUAGAUAUUGUGAUGCCUGAGGAAGGUUUAGUUAGGUGUACAAUUUAUUAUGUUUUACACGAGCGAAGGCGGAACGGGCGGCUAGUUAUUAUUACUAAUUAGUGAUUUAACACAAUACUGAAAUAACUGUUUAAAAUUAUCACAUUAUGUUCCAUAAUCAAAUAUAAGUAAAA
Plodia interpunctella (Indianmeal moth) is the source of this 1691-nucleotide messenger RNA. RefSeq names its product RabX4 (gene RabX4). Lineage: Eukaryota; Metazoa; Arthropoda; Insecta; Lepidoptera; Pyralidae. The transcript has 5 exons. Bases 57 to 671 code for a protein of 204 amino acids. Gene Ontology annotation, molecular function: GTP binding; GTPase activity. The record is from RefSeq and is a predicted model, not a curated record.